UGGUUCCGCGCCGAAAGCGCUGAAGUCGUUCUAGUCACGUUGUUUUUCUUAGAGGGAACUGAAUGAACACGUUGAGAAUGACCUGAUGGCCAGGGAAAAUGCGUAACUACAAAGCUGAACACAGAAUUUCUGGAUGCAUUAUAAAACAUUUUCAAAAAUUAUUCAGCAUCUGAACGGAUAACUAAUUGCAUUUUUACGUGGAUAAUCAUUUAUUAGAAGAAUUAUUAUUCAUGGUGAAAUAUGCUAAAUUAUUGCUAAAUUCUAGGCACUUUAAAAAAAAGUAUUUUUGGCCUGUGUGUGUGUAACUGAGCUUCCACAUUUGCCACUUAAAACAAUUACGAUGAAUCUUAAUCGAAAAUCGGAUGUUGUUAUUUGAGAUACACUCAACUCCACAUUUCAGUGCUUAUUUUUAACCUAUUAAAAUGCUCAUCGAUAAUCUCUGAUUUGUGCUUCCGAGGAAACUGAAAAACAGGCAGCUCUUGAGCACAAGAAUCGUUUGGUGAAGUCAGUAAUGCUUAGGUGAAAAGUAAAUAAUAGCAAAAAUAAUAAAAAAUGAGUUCCUUGUCUGGAAUAAAAUGCUGGGGUGAACCUUUGCCACCACAGGAGUUCUUGAGGAAGUAUGGGCUACCGCAAAUUGUUAGGGUCUUGGAAGGCAACCGAGUCCAAGGCCCAGCCCGUGUGGACCUAGAUAGGCCUUUGCUACUCUACAAGGCCUACAUAUGUCAGCAAGUCCAUGCUCGUAGUAUUGACAGAGAUAAAAAUGGAGGAAUUACAUAUGUUGGUCCGCCUUUGAUUUUGCCUGAUACAUAUCCUGGAUGGUUAGCAGUAAUCACAGAUGAUGGCCACACGGCGGGCUACUUCAGCAGCGUGUCCGAGGUGGCCUUGGCUCAGGUACCGUAUUUCCUUACAAGAGAUCCUUCUCAAGGAUACAGGGAAGCCACUGAUCCAAAGGGAAACAUGAAAUAUUCCAAAAUAAAGAUCAAGGCGGGGGAAGUGUUCCAGUUCCUAGGUGCAUAUGAAGACACCACAUAUACUUCCAAGCACUCCAAGCCUUUACGCUAUGCUAAAGUGGUGGACAGGCAAGGUGACCUUCUCUACUUACCUUUCCCUACACCAGGCAAGUUCUUCUCUGUUGCCGGACGUCGGACACGAAGUGUGAGCCACGUCUACCGGUUGUCCCAGCUACUGUCGGUGGCCAGUCUCCCCCUGACGGUUCGAGUCGUGAGUGGGGAGAGGCCCCGAAGCGCCCGUUGCCCCUUCACCGGACUCCUGAGGCUGGAGUGGUCGGAAGAAAGGCAUGUUAUUCUCGCCUGCGCUUUGAGAGGUGGCCUCGGAGGCGGAGAACCAACGCUAUUGGAAGUGGACACUGGUAGCGAAUUCAGUUUCCUGAGGCCGCUUGAUGAUCAAAAAGCAAGGCUGUCCAAAGCAUUCCAUAGGAUGCUUCGACACUGUACUGAGCGGGGAGAAAAUUGGAGGCAACAAAUUAAAGUAGCGCAUCACGUGGUGCCAACCAUGAAGACGACUUCGUCUCAAAAUGGUGCAGGGUCCAGUGGUGAUACUUACGAAGAUGAGGACUCGGCUGUCAGGUCUUCAACCGUGAAAUCAAUGUCUUCUACCAAAUCUUCUGCUUCUUCUCGGUUGUUCAAAAGACUGAGGCUUCUGCAUCAAAGCUGGAAAGGCAGUGCACAUCGAAGUUCUAACAACAAUGCUAGCAGUAGCGAUGACAGUGGAAUCCGGAAGGACACCAUGUCACGACACCAUUCCUCUACCUCGGACUUCCAUUUGUACGAAAGAGUGAGGGAUGCUAGAGGUGCUCAAAGAAGAGCCAGCUGGGGAAGGUCCUCGAUCAGUACCGAGAUCCUGGACGAUGAUGGGUACGUUACCUCGGAUUUUGGUGGAGAAGAUUCUUCAACUUACGAUUCUGUGUGCUGACCGUAAAUGACGAACUUAUGCCUUAGUAGACGCUGCAGAGAACAUAUCCAAGGCUUUAUAUAAUGUAUUGCUCAAAUGAGGAUGAACAUUUUGAUACGAUAGAGGUGAGGGUACGCAAAGAAUAAACAAACAGAACUCUUUAUAAGGAAACACCACAGCUAAGUGUUCUGCAUUUACCUCUACAGUUAACUGUUCCACACCUAAGCAACUCAUUGAUAUCAACGGAUAGCUCUAAAAUUGUGAAAAAUAUAUUAGAUUAAUUAUUGAGAAGGCUAUGAUUGCUCAUGGCGUAAUUUCUGCUUUAUUUAAUUUUCCAUUGUUCAAAUUUCUGUUCUCCUUAUGCCCUAAGUAUUUACCUGUGAUUAUUGACCAAAAAUUAGAGCAUCGUAUACCAGUUUUACUGUGUAUGAAAUGAACUGUGAUUCAUAGAAUUCAUAUCGUCAUCCAUAAACAUUUUUCAUAUUUUUCAAACAAUCACGAAUUGAUGACAGCUUCCAUUUGCCCAUCUGCCCAACACUUUCAUAUCUGUAAUAAUUUUCAUCUCCAUUUCCAGCCUUCGUUUUACGAAAUAAAUUUAUGGCUAAAAGCCUUAUACGAUUUGAAAUGGGCAACAAAAUUUUCUUAAAUAAAUAUCCGUAGAACUUAGCUUCUGUUGUAGGAUAAUAAAAUACGAAUCAAUUUGUGAAGUGAAUAAUAAAAGUAAAAUAAUGUUUCCAGUGCAUACAAAAUUGGGUAAUGCUUCAAAGAUUUUGUUCAUUUCAAAAGUAAUGUGUAAAGGCAAUACUUCUAUGAUAAGCUUUUGAUUACAGCGAAAUUUGCAUAUUUAUAUUCAGUGGUCGGAAAUCGUGUUCAUUAUAUUAAAAUCUUUCAUACAUAUUCAUUUCAUCAAAAAGCAGAAUUCAAAUCUUUAUUUAUUUUUUUUUUUGCCUUUAGCUGUAUAUGAUAGUUAACCGUGUGUAAGUUAGUUUUUCUGUUUUCAACUUUUUGUAUUUUAAUUUUAUAACUUCAGAAAUCUAGGUUCUAAAACCUUUUACCAAGCCACCAUUUUCUUUCUACAAACUGUGAUUAUCAUCUAAUAUUGUUUCUUUUGAAAUGCUUUGUGUAGUUAAGAGUUUUAAAAGGAAAAAAAAAUUUUUCACUUAACAAUUGAUCAUUUCAUACUUCAUCUUCAUUUCUAAUUUUUCAGCAUGUGGUUAUGAGUAUACUUAAGUGCAUAUAAGAAUUGCAAGCUGUGUUAUAUUUUCCUUUAAGAGACUGUUUAUUUUUUGCAAAAAGUUGGAACUUUUCAUAGAAGAAAUUCUAGAAAUUCAUUAAAAAAACUUGAAGGUUCUCUAAGACUAUAUAUGAAAUUGAGAAGAACGAGGGAAAAAGAUAUGUCGGUUUUGGGGCCUUCAUAAAUUAUUGUGAUAUUCAUUGCUUGAACAUGUAAAAAUGUUGCAAAUGUGGGGUUAUUUUAUAAUAUGUUUUACUAGGAAAAAAUUGUAAUUUUUUUCCAACCGAAUUUUAUCAGCAAUUUUAAUAUUUUAAUAUAUUUCAAUAUGCUGUUACCUUAUAUUCUUCAUAGGUUGUUUCAACAUGAACAAGAAUUGUCACAGAACACUUGAAAAUAUCUGUAAAAAAACUGCAAUAAAAUGGUAGCAAAGUGCC
This is a messenger RNA of Stegodyphus dumicola, 3579 nucleotides long. RefSeq lists its product as uncharacterized. The record is from RefSeq and is a predicted model, not a curated record. Lineage: Eukaryota; Metazoa; Arthropoda; Arachnida; Araneae; Eresidae.